Molecule: messenger RNA, 1894 nt
Organism: Amblyraja radiata (thorny skate)
Lineage: Eukaryota; Metazoa; Chordata; Chondrichthyes; Rajiformes; Rajidae
Product: leucine-rich repeat-containing protein 52-like
Exons: 3
Coding region: 456-1436 (326 amino acids)
Cellular component (GO): plasma membrane
Molecular function (GO): protein binding
Source: RefSeq, a predicted model, not a curated record
UUGAAUUCAGCUUUAUAUAUUCACCCUCCUCUUUUUUACCUACGUAUUGAUGGGUAUUGUUUCAUUUUUACUUGCUCCACACCAGACUGGUGGGAAAGGGGUGGCUGUGCUGAAUUCUCGACUGUAGUCUAACCACACUCACAUUAGAAUCUGUGCUCGUGGUUCCAAUGGUGUAAUAUUGGACUUCCUGAACGGAUUAGUGCUCAGAGGAGAUGAAGUUUAGGUAAUAUCAUCUAACUGAGGUGUGAGUUUCAGAAGGCUUCGGAGAGCGUGAAGGGGGCAGAUGCAUAAGCAAUUGACCAAGACGCAACGCCACCGUGAUCUCCAACUUAACACACAGUGUCCAAGUAUCUCGACGCUGUUUGAUCCACCAAGACCUCAAGCAAACACAAGCGACAUUCUCAGAGCGGAGAUGACUUGGGUGGGAAGACUCGGAUGAAAGAAGGUCCGGGAAUAUGGAUGACUAUUUCAUGUUGAAGGGUUUAAGACUGCUCAGUGUCUUCCUCAUAGCCAAAGUGGUUCGGGUCACUGGCUGUCCCUACGGCUGCAAUUGUAGCCAGUUUUCAAUCAACUGCACGGGCGCUCACCUCCAGCAGUUCCCACUGGACAUCCCCUUUGCUACCAAACAACUGCUCUUCUGUAACAACAACAUCUCCAGCCUCCCCGUCCACCUCAACUACCUGGGCGGGCUGGUUCACCUGGAUCUCAGCAACAACUCGCUGGCCGAGAUCUCCCAGAGCGCCUUGGUCAACAUGCAGAGGUUGGUGUAUCUGGACCUCAGCCGCAACCGUCUGCGGGAGCUCACCCACCUCGCCUUCAGCUACCUGGCUAAUAUGGUGGUGCUGAAAGUGAGCGGCAACAAGGAGUUGACUUUCGUGGACAGCCGGGCGCUCUCUGCAAACUCCAAGCUGCAAGACCUUGACUUGAGCGGGAACGGUUUGACCUUCAUAGAUGUCAACAUCUUGUCUGCGCUCACUCACCUCAGAUCGGUGCGUUUGGCAGGAAACCCUUGGGCGUGCAAUUGCAACUCGGAAACCCUAAUUAGUUGGAUAAGAAGAAACAGGCGAAUCAUUCCAGAUGUUGCAGAAGUCACCUGUGCAUUUCCAGAUUCUUUGCAAGGAGUCCUUGUCACGGAACUUGCAGAUAGACUAUUCCCACUCUGUCAUAGGAAACGGGAAUUUAAACUGAGCGAAGUCCUUUACUUUUGCCUAAUCGGCCCAGGGCUAUUUUCCGCAAGCAUUGCACUCAACUUGACUUUCAGCUUGUUGAUGGUUCUCUACAAGAGGAUCAAGAAGAAAGAUAUGAAGCACUAUCGCAAACUCCGCAGGGCCAUCUCGUUUAAAUACUCCAAGCGGCCGAACAUAAUUAUUCAGCAAAUCAAUACCAAAGCCUUCGCAAAUGGGGGUGCAACAUUCGGAGUGCAACUCAGCAGAUGACUUUACAUCUGACCUGUUACUGUGAAAGGAUGUCCACACUGAGAAUGACCAUAGGAUAUGAAGUAAAAUUACAGUAUUGCCUUAAUGUCGACACAAUCAGAAAACCAUCUCAAUCAAUAGGAUUUACAAUUGCUAUUCUGAAACUCCAUCUUGUCGCAUGUUGAACCUCAAGGAUUUUUACACAUUUAUUUGUUGGAAACCAGAAUCAGGUUUUAGGAUUCAAAAUUCUGCAAAUGAAAUUUGUUAACAGUGUAAUCUUAUUUUUUUAAAUUAUUUUUCCGUUAGAUAAACUAAAAUUGUGAAUGUUAGAUCCUUUUGAACUCUGUCUCUCUGUAAAACAAUGCCGUGAUAAUUCAUUUCAUAUGAGCAAUUUUGAAACAAUGAAUGUAGAGAAUAAAUUAACUGGCAGGAACACAUGGAAACUCUCUGUACAGAUUAAAGAGAUUUGGUGGUUAGAA